AUGACGGAUUCUCUUCAUAACGCGCCCAUUGUCCUCGACAAUGGCUCCGGCACGAUCCGCGCCGGUUUCGCGGGCGACGACCUACCGAAGUGCUACUUCCCCUCGUUCGUUGGCCGUCCCAAGCACCUGAGAGUGCUCGCUGGCGCUCUCGAGGGCGAGGUCUUCAUCGGGCAGAAGGCGGCGACGGAGCUCAGGGGCCUGCUGAAAAUCAGGUACCCGUUGGAGCACGGCAUUGUGACGGACUGGGACGACAUGGAAAAAAUCUGGGAAUACGUAUACGGCGAAGGACUCAAGACGCUUAGCGAAGAGCACCCCGUCCUCCUGACUGAGCCCCCCCUCAACCCUCGCAGCAACCGCGACACCGCGGCUCAAAUCCUCUUCGAGACCUUCAACGUCCCCGCCCUGUACACAUCAAUCCAGGCCGUCCUGUCAUUAUAUGCCAGCGGUCGGACGACGGGUAUCGUCCUUGACUCGGGAGAUGGCGUGUCGCACGCGGUGCCGGUGUACGAGGGGUUCGCCAUGCCGAGCAGCAUCCGACGGAUAGACGUGGCCGGACGCGAUGUGACGGAGUACAUGCAGACGCUGCUGCGAAAGAGCGGCUACGUUUUCCACACGAGCGCCGAGAAGGAGGUUGUGAGGCUCAUCAAGGAGUCCGUCACGUACGUGGCGCAAGAUCCGAGGAAGGAGGAAAAGGAGUGGGCCAACAGGGCGGACCCAGCCAAGGGCGUAGAAUAUGCCCUCCCAGACGGACACAAGCUCAAGAUCGGCGCGGAACGCUUCAGGGCGCCGGAGAUUCUCUUCGACCCCGAGAUCAUCGGCCUCGAGUAUCCCGGCGUGCACCAGAUCGUCGUCGACGCCAUCAACCGGACGGACCUCGACCUGCGCAAGUCGCUGUACAGCAACAUUGUGCUCUCUGGCGGCAGCACGCUGACGAGGGGCUUCGGCGACCGGCUGCUGACGGAGCUGCAGAGGCUGGCCGUCAAGGACAUGAGGAUAAAGAUCUUUGCGCCGCCUGAGCGCAAGUACUCCACGUGGAUCGGAGGGAGUAUCCUGGCUGGUCUCAGCACCUUCCGCAAGAUGUGGGUGAGCAUUGACGACUGGCACGAGAACCCGGAUAUCAUUCACACCAAACUUACGUGA
This is a messenger RNA of Colletotrichum higginsianum IMI 349063, 1140 nucleotides long. RefSeq names its product Actin-like protein. The transcript has 4 exons. Lineage: Eukaryota; Fungi; Ascomycota; Sordariomycetes; Glomerellales; Glomerellaceae. The record is from RefSeq and is a predicted model, not a curated record. The coding region runs from base 1 to 1140 and encodes 379 amino acids.